AUGGCUGUCGACGUCGUCGCCGACUCCGAACGUCUGGGCCUUCGGCUGCCCAACCCGCCGCCGCUGUUGCAUACCCGCGGCGAGUCCUUCGACCGCCCCUCCACCCCCGCCGAACAUGGCUUCACCAGUCCAACACAAACCCCCCAGGGCAGUCCGAGCAAAUCCAGACCUCCGCCAGGAUCCCUGGACCUGCCCAAUGUCUUUGACAAGGCGCUCAAAUUGACACCAACCUCGCCCAACAAAGCUACCCAUAAUCAUCUGAACCAUCCCAUGUUUACGCCCGAUAAGAGUCACCUCGACAGCUUCAACGAGAGCGUCAUCCACCAGCGACCCUCCAGUCCCAGUCGCAGUCGGGCUAAUAAGGAAAACACGCCACCGACCAGUACGCGACUGCCCAAAGACCUCGGGUCCAAGCCGACCGCGGCCGCCCUAUCGCGCCAUGAGCCCUACCAGCAGCGCGAUGCGGAUACCUCCCGGCGCCAGGUGCAGCUGCGCGGGCUGACUCCCGAGGAAAUGGAAAAGUUGCAACAGCCGCGCGUGAAGCGACUGGUCAAUGUGACUCAACUAUAUUUCCUCGAUCAUUACUUCGAUCUCCUCAGCUACGUGCAUAAUCGGCAAACGCGACACGCACAGUUCAAGUCCGCAUACCCCGAACCCCCGGCGACCUCCGACGAAGAGUACCAGCCCGCAUUGUUGAAGUACCUCGGUCGUGAACGCGCUCAUCUGCGUAAGCGGCGCACUCGACUGCGCCAACAUGACUUCCAGAUUCUCACACAGGUCGGUCAAGGUGGAUAUGGACAGGUCUACCUGGCCCAGAAGAAGGAUACCCGCGAGGUCUGCGCCCUCAAGGUCAUGAGCAAGCGACUGUUAUUCAAGCUGGAUGAAAUUCGACAUAUUCUGACCGAACGCGAUAUCUUAACGGCGGCCAAGAGCGAGUGGCUGGUACGAUUGUUGUACGCCUUUCAAGACGACGAUCAGAUCUACUUGGCCAUGGAGUACGUGCCCGGUGGCGAUUUCCGCACCCUGCUCAACAACACAGGAGUCUUGCACAACCGCCAUGCCCGAUUCUACAUUGCUGAGAUGUUCAGCUGUGUCGAUGCAUUGCAUCAGCUGGGCUACAUUCAUCGCGACCUCAAGCCCGAAAACUUUUUGAUCGAUUCUACCGGCCAUGUCAAAUUGACCGAUUUUGGUCUGGCCGCCGGCAUGCUGAGCCCCGGGAAGAUCGAGUCGAUGCGGGUCAAACUGGAAGAAGUCGGCAAUACCCCGGUUCCUUUUGGUCGACCCAUGGAACAGCGAACCAUGGCCGAGCGUCGUCAGGGGUAUCGAUCACUGCGGGAGCGUGAAGUCAAUUAUGCCAAGUCGAUUGUGGGAUCCCCGGAUUACAUGGCGCCCGAGGUGUUGAAGGGAGAAGAGUACGAUUUCACGGUCGACUACUGGAGUCUGGGCUGCAUGCUCUUCGAGGCCUUGGCAGGUUAUCCUCCCUUUGCCGGCGCUACGGUCGACGAAACCUGGCAGAACCUGAAACGAUGGCAGAAAGUUCUUCGGAAGCCUGUGUAUGAGGAUCCAAACUAUUUCCUGUCACGGCGGACCUGGGAUUUAAUCACUACGUUGGUUGCCUCCAAGGACACUCGGUUCAAAAACAUCCAGGAAAUCCAUGCGCACGACUACUUUGCCGAGGUCGACUUUACCCGGCUGCGAGAACAACGAGCGCCGUUUGUCCCCGAACUGGAUUCCGAGACGGAUGCCGGUUACUUUGACGAUUUUAGCAACGACGCCGACAUGGCCAAGUACAAGGAAGUGCACGACAAGCAGCGAGCUUUGGAGGAAAUGGCCGAGCGAGACGAGAAGAUGAAUAAGGGCUUGUUUGUUGGAUUUACAUUCCGACAUCGCAAACCCGCCGUUGACGGCGCCGGUCGCAGCUCGCCUCGUAAACCGAUUGCCACAGAUGGAACCUUUGGCACCAUAUUCUAG
Molecule: messenger RNA, 1971 nt
Organism: Penicillium diatomitis
Lineage: Eukaryota; Fungi; Ascomycota; Eurotiomycetes; Eurotiales; Aspergillaceae
Product: putative serine/threonine protein kinase
Exons: 3
Coding region: 1-1971 (656 amino acids)
Biological process (GO): intracellular signal transduction; peptidyl-serine phosphorylation
Cellular component (GO): spindle pole body
Molecular function (GO): ATP binding; protein serine/threonine kinase activity
Source: RefSeq, a predicted model, not a curated record